Acomys russatus (golden spiny mouse) is the source of this 2876-nucleotide messenger RNA. RefSeq names its product polypeptide N-acetylgalactosaminyltransferase 2 (gene Galnt2). Bases 1 to 2289 code for a protein of 762 amino acids. The record is from RefSeq and is a predicted model, not a curated record. NCBI's taxonomy places the organism in Eukaryota, Metazoa, Chordata, Mammalia, Rodentia, Muridae. The transcript is spliced from 20 exons. Gene Ontology annotation, cellular component: Golgi apparatus.
AUGCAGCCAGAGUUGCCUGGGGUGACAGACAAGCACACGUCUGAUCGUCCCCAGUGUGUCUCAGGGCCCGUGGUGGAGCAGGGUUCCAGUGUCUGUGAGAAAGGGCCCGUGGUGGAGCAGGGUUCCAGUGUCUGUGAGAAAGGGCCCGUGGUGGAGCAGGGUUCCAGCGUCUGUGAGAAAGGGUCUGGUUCCAGCGUCUGUGAGAAAGGACCUGUGGUGGAGCAGGGUUCCAGUGUCUGUGAGAAAGGGCCCGUGGUGGAGCAGGGUUCCAGUGUCUGUGAGAAAGGACCUGUGGUGGAGCAGGGUUCCAGCGUCUGUGAGAAAGGACCUGUGGUGGAGCAGGGUUCCAGUGUCUGUGAGAAAGGGCCCGUGGUGGAGCAGGGUUCCAGUGUCUGGCCCGUGGUGGAGCAGGGUUCCAGUGUCUGUGAGAAAGGGCCCGUGGUGGAGCAGGGUUCCAGUGUCUGUGAGAAAGGGCCCGUGGUGGAGCAGGGUUCCAGUGUCUGUGAGAAAGGGCCCGUGGUGGAGCAGGGUUCCAGUGUCUGUGAGAAAGGGCCCGUGGUGGAGCACGGUUCCAGUGUCUCCUGGCUUCUGGGCGAGCGGUACCUCCAGGGGUUUGGAGCGUCUGAAUUCUGGGAGCUGUGCUCCAGUCUGAGCGAGCCAGCCGAGCCAGCGACUCACCCACUGUCUCUCUUUCUCCAGGAGGACUGGAAUGACAUCGACUCCAUUAAAAAGAAAGACCUUCACCACAGCAAUGGGGAUGAGAAAGCUCAGGGUGUGGAGACCCUCCCUCCAGGGAAAGUGCGUUGGCCAGACUUUAACCAGGAGGCGUAUGUCGGCGGCACAAUGGUUCGCUCCGGGCAGGACCCCUAUGCACGCAACAAGUUCAACCAGGUGGAGAGCGACAAGCUGCGUAUGGAUAGAGGCAUCCCCGACACCCGGCACGACCAGUGUCAGCGCAAGCAGUGGCGGGUGGACCUGCCAGCCACCAGCGUGGUGAUCACAUUUCACAAUGAAGCCAGGUCAGCCCUGCUGCGGACGGUGGUCAGUGUCCUGAAGAGGAGCCCACCGCAUCUCAUCAAAGAGAUCAUUCUGGUGGAUGACUACAGCAAUGACCCUGAGGACGGGGCCCUCUUGGGGAAAAUCGAGAAGGUGAGGGUCCUCAGGAACGACCGGCGAGAAGGUCUGAUGCGCUCUCGGGUUCGGGGUGCGGACGCUGCUCAGGCCAAGGUCCUGACCUUCCUGGACAGUCACUGCGAGUGCAAUGAGCGAUGGCUGGAGCCGCUGUUGGAGCGGGUUGCUGAGGACAGGACUCGGGUUGUUUCCCCUAUCAUCGAUGUCAUUAACAUGGACAACUUCCAGUACGUGGGUGCCUCUGCUGACCUCAAGGGCGGUUUUGACUGGAACUUGGUGUUCAAGUGGGAUUAUAUGACGCCGGAGCAGAGAAGGUCCCGCCAGGGAAACCCAGUCGCCCCUAUAAAAACCCCCAUGAUUGCUGGUGGCCUGUUUGUGAUGGACAAGCUCUAUUUUGAAGAGCUGGGCAAGUACGACAUGAUGAUGGACGUCUGGGGAGGAGAGAACCUGGAGAUCUCAUUCCGCGUGUGGCAGUGUGGUGGCAGCCUCGAGAUCAUCCCGUGUAGCCGCGUGGGGCAUGUGUUCCGGAAGCAGCACCCCUACACGUUCCCAGGUGGCAGUGGCACUGUCUUUGCCCGGAACACCCGGCGGGCAGCUGAGGUCUGGAUGGAUGAAUACAAAAACUUCUACUAUGCAGCGGUGCCUUCUGCCCGAAACGUGCCCUAUGGAAAUAUCCAGAGCCGGCUGGAGCUCAGGAGAAAGCUGGGCUGCAAGCCCUUCAAGUGGUACCUGGACAAUGUCUACCCAGAGCUGAGGGUUCCAGACCACCAGGACAUAGCUUUCGGGGCCUUGCAACAGGGGACCAACUGCUUGGACACCUUGGGACACUUUGCUGACGGAGUGGUUGGGAUUUACGAGUGUCACAAUGCUGGAGGGAACCAGGAGUGGGCCUUGACGAAGGAGAAGUCGGUGAAGCACCUGGACCUGUGCCUUACUGUGGUGGACCGCUCCCCCGGCUCGCUUGUCAGGCUGCAAGGCUGCCGGGAGAACGACAGCAGGCAGAAGUGGGAGCAGAUCGAGGGCAACUCCAAGCUUCGGCACGUGGGCAGCAACCUGUGCCUGGACAGCCGCACGGCCAAGAGUGGAGGCCUGAGUGUGGAGGUGUGUGGCCCGGCCCUGUCACAACAGUGGAAAUUCUCACUCAACCUGCAGCAAUAAGAGGCCCAAAGGGCCCACCGUCCACCUGCACACCGGCCGAGUUUGGUGAUCAUGUUAUGGUGUUUCUGAAACUUUCCGCAAAGCUAUAUACCUCAGUGUUCCACCAUGGUCUGAAAGUCUCAAGUCCUCAUGGAGACGCGAGCCGGGCAACAGCUGAGCAGACCCUCUGCUGCUUCCUGCUCACGCCCCAGCAGAGGAGCAGCCCAGUGCUAGUCGGGACAAGUGGACAAGUGGCAAGCAUGUUUGAUUGAGGACAGAGGGAGCAGGGACAAGCUUUCCUCCCAGCAAGAACUCAACAAUCUCCAUUUUGUAUUGUUACCUUUCCAAAAUCAUGUGUGUGAACCAGGCAUGGUGGCCAGUGCCUGAAAUCCCAUCACUCAGGAGGCUGAGGCAGGCAAGACCCUGUCUAAAGAACAAAAUGCGCUUCCCACAAAGCUGACCGUCCCUUGCACAUUUCCCCGUCCUCCCCCGUCCUCAUCCCUCUGGGAUCAGUCGGCCUCCCAGCCGUGUCCCCUCUUCCGCUGACGUCCUUGCUAUAUUUGAACAUGAACUUUCCUAUGGUGGGACACUAAAUCGAGCUCCAUAUA